UUAUAAGUCAGCCGUCCGCUUCCUCAAGCUAGGCCGCAAACCAUCACAGCAAAUCGAGCAGCUGUCUAUUGGAUUAAUAUUGUAUUUGCACAACAGUCGGUCGACUUGAGAAUGCUUGGCCUCAUCUUGAUCCUGUGCGCUGCGAUGCCUUUGGUUCGUUCUGAGCAAUGUUCUAAAUUGCAAGACCGGUAGCCGCACUUUAUUUUUGCAAUUUCGAAAGAUUGCCAGAAAGGUCAUUGCCAGUUCCGCCAUGACGGGUGUGGUUCGAUUUUUUUUUAUUGCGGCAAGGCAGAGUCCGGCCUACUUGAAGUCACAUGCGACUGCGAAUGCAUGGAAUAGCAACGAUGUGCACUCCAUUAAAUGGCGCUUCAGCUCAGCUGUAGUUCCAAAGCUACUUAGGCUUCUCGUAGGCGAUGCAGAUAUCACUUGCAGUAUUGAUAGUAUUGCGGCACUACGAGACGGAUUGUGAAGAAUAAGUCAAGCUCCCACGUG
Messenger RNA from Protomyces lactucae-debilis, 492 nucleotides. RefSeq lists its product as uncharacterized. NCBI's taxonomy places the organism in Eukaryota, Fungi, Ascomycota, Taphrinomycetes, Taphrinales, Protomycetaceae. The coding region runs from base 251 to 469 and encodes 72 amino acids. The record is from RefSeq and is a predicted model, not a curated record. The transcript has 2 exons.